Messenger RNA from Paramecium sonneborni, 1574 nucleotides. The record is from the annotation of a GenBank genome assembly. Lineage: Eukaryota; Ciliophora; Oligohymenophorea; Peniculida; Parameciidae.
AAUGAAUCAUUCAAAUGAAAAUUGUUUGAGUAACCGAUAGUUAACUAAUUCGAAGGAAUAUAUCAUUGAUAAAGAAGUUAGCAGUUAUAACAAAAGCAUAAACUUCAUUGAGAAAAUAAAAAUUCAAAUUAAGUUCAUGUCAGAUUAACAAAUAUUUUAUUCAUAAAAUGGAGCAAUACUGAGAGUGUAAAUUUUAUAUCUAAUUUAUAACAAAGGGUAUAAGGCCAUGAUUUCGUUGAUAAUCCAAAAAUGUUCAAUAAUAUGGAUCAAAUUUGCGAUCUUGAAUGGUAAGGUUAGUAUUCUAAAAACAAAAAGAAAGAAGGUAAAUGGAUUAUUUCUUGGAAUAAAGAACUUCUAAAAAAUACUGGCGGAUAAUAUAAAGCUGGGUAAAAGUAAGGGUUAUGGAAAGACAUAUUCUUAAACUAUUGGAAGUAAGAUACUAAGAUUCAAUAUUAUUAAUAGCUAAGCGCAAAUAAUUGAAACUGGAGAAUAUAAUAAAAACUUAAGAAUUGGAAAAUGGAAUUAAAUUAGUUAGGGCGUGAGAAUGUAUAUAUUUUAAAUUUUUUUAGUGGUGGCGGUUUAUACAAUAAAGAAGGAUAAAAAUAAGGUAAAUGGAUUGACCUUGACGAAGGUUAUUAUAGAGAUAAAAAGGUCACUCAUAUUGGUGAAUAUGAUUUUAACGGUAAGAAGGUAGGAAGAUGGGAUAUUAUGUAUUGUAAACAUGAUGAGAAGAAAUAUAAAUAAUUGUAAAUAUUAUAUAAUUAUAAGCGAAUAUAAAAAAAUAUAGUGGAGGUGGAUCAUAUGAUAAAGAAGGAAAUGAGAAAAAAAUAGGAAAAUGGGUAGAAUUGGAUGAAGGGUUUUAUUUUUGUAAAUAAGUAACUCAUAAUGGGGAAUAUAAUAUAAAUGGUAUAAAGGUAGGUCGAUGGGAUAUUAAGUAUUGUAAAUACGAUGAAUAGGAAUAUAAAAAAAUAUAAAUAAUCUAUAAGUAUAAGGGAAAAAGAAAUGUGUAUUUUGGUGGUGGAUCAUAUGAUUAAGAAGGAAAUUAGAAAAAGAUUGGAAAAUGGGUAGAAUUGGAUGAAGGGUUUUAAUAUUAUAAAUAAGUCAUCCAUAAUGGUGAAUAUAAUAUGAAUGGAAGGAAGACAGGUAGAUGGGAUAUUAUGUAGUGUAAAAGUUAUGAAGGAGAAUAUAAAUUAUUGUAAAAAUUAUCUUAAGAUAAGGGAAAUAUGUGAUUUAGUGGAGGUGGAUCAUAUGAUUAAGAUGGGAAUUAGAAUAAAAUUGGAAAGUGGGUAGAAUUGUAUCAAUGGUUUUAUUGUGGCGAAUUUGAGUCAAAAUAUGUCACUUAUAAUGGUGAAUAUAAUAUGAAUGGUAUGAAAAUAGGAAGAUGGGAUAUUCGUUUUGCUGGAGGAAAAUAUCUGUAAAUAUUAUAUGUUUAAGAGGAAUAUUAAUAUAUAGAGGUGGCGGAGAAUAUGAUUUAGAAGGAAAUUAGAAAAAGAUUGGAAAAUGGAUAGAGUUGGUUGAAGGGUUUUAACAUAAUAAAUAAGUCAUCCAUAAUGGUGAAUAUAAUAUGACUGGUA